AUGUCUUCGCAGUCUGGCCAUCCCAUUUCUCCUCCCCCAGUCCCUGCGUCGACCGCCGCUUCUGGCGGUGCUGUGCGUCGCCAUCACACUAUCACUGCUGCAUCGCGAUCGACCAGGCCAACUUCAAAAAUUGCUAUCUCAGAGCUCGAAGACCCCCAAGGCGAGCAAAUCUGGGCCGAAGAUGAGCCUGUCGACCACGACUGGGUCGGAGGCAUCGGCGCUGUAGGGGAGAAGUCCUCUCUGCACCGACAGGCAUCUCUCCCAACGCGUUACCAUCGGGCCUUUGGUGGUCAACCUGGCCGCCAACCCGGCUCACACACUCCGAGAACCCUGAACAGCCUGUCCGCUAUCGCCGGGCAUGAAGGCGACGAGGAGGAAUGGGAGAAGGAGAUGCGAGGCCUCCGAGAUGAGGAGGAGCAUAUGACUGUCUCGGACCAUGGCCACCAUGGCAUGGACUCGUCCUCGUCGGCUGCAUCGCCACUGUCACCACAUUUUGGCAGCGGUCUUCCCCAAGGUCCUUCUCCGCCUCCGAGCGGCCAGGCUGGGGUUCGCCGCCACCAGAGUCUCAACUACCCUACCGCCGCUGCCGGUGUGCGUCACCUUACUUCCGGCCUCAAGCGUGCAGGCACGAUCCAGGCAGGUCCGGUCAAGAGUCAAGCUAAGGGCAUCUCGUACUCUGGUGCCCAAAGUCCCAGUCCCACCAAUGCUGAGGAGGAGUACGAUAAUGACAGCACUUACGCAGAAGAGGAUUCGUACUUCGGAUCAUCCGGGCAACAUGGCCAAGGUCAGUACCCUGGCAGCCCCAUGGGUAGAUCGUCGCCUUGGAGUACGCCCGGAAACGACUGGCGCAAUCAAGUUAGCGGAAAUGGCAACACGGGCAUCGACGAAGUCUCGAUGGCGUUGUCUGCUAUGGAAAUAAACCAACAGUAUAACAUGAACGCGGGCAACUUUCAGCAAGGACAGUCCACGCAUCCUCCGCGCUUCAAUCCGUCCCACCCGCCACCCAUGCAGGCACCCGGCAUGCGCAGCGGUUCUGGUAGUAGCACCGGCUCAUCCCGGAAGCUGCAACUCGUUACUGACCUCGAUGGGCGCAACAUGCAGAACGCCGCGCAAAGCGCAUCCGCAUACGUUCCGCCUAUCGGACAUGCAUUGUCACCAGUUUCCCAGGCACGCGAGGAGCAACAACAACAGCAGCAGCCACAGGCACACACGGGGCGCGACCGGGCAUUCACCGCCUCUGGUACAUCCACCUGGGACCAGAAGGAGCGGAUUCUCGGUGGACGCGCAUCGAACCCCAGCCUGCACCACUUGUAUCAGGGCGGCAAGAACGGCAACGGGGGCGAUGUCCCGAAUGUUCCGCCUAUCCCAUCGCACUAUCUCAACCAGAGUCAGGCUCCCCGUAUGGGAAUUACUUCUCCAAACCUCAGCCAGGCCAGUGCGCACAGUCGCGCGCAAUCCCAGGGCGGCUCUCAGAGCGGCCCUCUAGACAACUUUAUUGGCUCGCCGAUCGACGUGCCAACUUUGAUUGCCACGAAAGGCUACAACCCCGUUGACUUCGACACGAGGCCGCUGUUUGCGCGGUACUUCGUUAUCAAAUCGUACACGGAGGAUGACGUCCAUAAGUCGCUCAAGUAUGAAAUCUGGAGUUCUACGGAUCCCGGAAAUAAAAGAUUGGACAAGGCCUUCAAAGAGACCGCUGGUAGGGGUCCUAUCUACCUCUUCUUCAGCGUCAAUGCGAGCGGGCAUUUCUGUGGAAUGGCGGAGAUGCUAACACCUGUUGACUACACCCGUAGCAGCACUGUGUGGGCUUCGGAUAAGUGGAAGGGCGUUUUCAAAGUCAGGUGGAUCUUCGUGCGCGACAUCCCCAACGCGAACCUCCGGCACAUCAGACUGAACAAUACCCAAGAGCGCAAGCCAGUCACGAACUCGCGUGACACUCAAGAGCUUUUGCCAGAUGCCGGUCAGGAGAUGUUGCGCAUCUUCCACACCCACCCGGCGCGGACGUCGCUCCUGCAGGACUUCGCUUUCUAUGAGCUACAAGCUAUGCAGAAGGUGCAAGCAAGCCAAGUCCAAGUUCAGCAAGGCGCGUCAUCGCCCUCACAGACGCCCAUGACCAUGCAGUCGACCGGCCAAGGGCAAAUGUCGCCCACCGGCACGUCCGGACAGCACCCAUUUGCGAUGUCUAACCCAACCGCUCUCGCUUAUGCCGCGCAACACAUGGGGAUGCAACAGAUGAACAUGAACAUGCUCGGUAUGAACCCCCUAAUGCAGAUGCAAAUGAACAUGGGCGGCAUGGGCUCGCCGUUCGCGAACCCACACGCCAUGCAGAGCGUUAUGCGGCACCCCAGCCCCGGACCCAUGCCCGUCGUCGGCGGGCAGAACUAUAUGAGCCUUGGUGGCAUGCCUGGGUUCUAAAUCCUUCCGCAAAUCAUCUCAAAGAACACCGCAACGAUUUAACGAAUUCCUUGAAUACAAAGCCUGGCGCGAGGCUCAACAACCCUCCUUCUCUCUUUUCUGAUUCUCUUUUUGUAUGCUCCUCUGACUUAAUCUGUAUCACCAUCGCCGGCACCGGUUGCUCUAUUUGCUUCUGCAGCCUACAGUUAUCAUAAUCAACUGGCUCGCUCACAUCCCAUCUUUCUUUCGUCUUCUCUACUUCUACUCCUGCUUGUUUUCAGAUUUGCAACGUACAACAUCGGGACGGUACCAACGGACGUGGAUAGUCUCGAGUGUUCGCAUGUAUUUGUCCUGCAAUCCCAGUACUAACGUACGCGUACGCCGCAACGCAAUGUAGUCUUCGCGCGCGUAGGUAGUGAUGUAUAGAUCCUUGGCCUCUCUGUUGACAAGCAAUAUGUAUGCCAUUUAUUCAGUCCA
Postia placenta MAD-698-R-SB12 is the source of this 2871-nucleotide messenger RNA. RefSeq lists its product as hypothetical. The coding region runs from base 1 to 2415 and encodes 804 amino acids. Gene Ontology annotation, molecular function: mRNA binding; N6-methyladenosine-containing RNA reader activity. Gene Ontology annotation, cellular component: cytoplasm. NCBI's taxonomy places the organism in Eukaryota, Fungi, Basidiomycota, Agaricomycetes, Polyporales, Adustoporiaceae. Gene Ontology annotation, biological process: mRNA destabilization. The record is from RefSeq and is a predicted model, not a curated record. The transcript is spliced from 8 exons.